This is a messenger RNA of Armigeres subalbatus, 2679 nucleotides long. Its product is annotated as novel acetylcholine receptor chaperone. Gene Ontology annotation, cellular component: endoplasmic reticulum. The record is from RefSeq and is a predicted model, not a curated record. Gene Ontology annotation, biological process: positive regulation of protein localization to cell surface; chaperone-mediated protein complex assembly. The transcript has 5 exons. The coding region runs from base 932 to 1456 and encodes 174 amino acids. NCBI's taxonomy places the organism in Eukaryota, Metazoa, Arthropoda, Insecta, Diptera, Culicidae.
GAGAAACACGACCACGCCGACCGAUACCGUACACAGCCAGUUAAAAUAAAUAUCUUGAAAGCAAAAAAUUGCGAAGGAACCACUGCUGCCGAUAUCAUCCAAAUUUAGUGCUUUUACGAUUCGAUACGACGAAAAUAGUGUAUAGUUGUUGUCUUGGUCAACGCCAAGAAAAGCAUUACCAAUUCUAGGUGAAUCAAUUAGGAUGUUUCCGUAUAGCUCCAUGCUUGCAGCCAGCCAGCCAGACAGGAUAAUUUGCCUCUCCUCGUUGCGUCGACAGUGAAUGAACCACCCUCGGCAAAGGGAAAAGUAUCUCAUUUUCCCGUAUAGUGGAGUUCAGUACUUAGUGAGAAAAUCGAUUCAGUUCGAAGUGUGACAACGAAAAACAGAGAGCGCAAAGGAGUUUUCCGUGCUUCACGUAAUUCAGUGGCUGCAGCUUGGCUCGAUAGUUUGGUGUCUAAUUUUAUAAGCAGAUAAUUUUCACAUCAAUAAGUGCAAGUGAAUCUGACUGUUGACAAACGUGAACCAGGCGGGUGGAAAAUUAAAAAUAAGUAGCGAGAAAAAAUCGAUCCGGCAGGAAGUCUAAUGGGUGGAAUAAAGGAUGGAAGCGAAGAAAUGGCCCUUGGUGUGUAAAUAUUGUAUCUACGCGUGACACCAAAAAAGAAGGUUAUCGAAAAGUGAAAAAAGGAAAAUCGAAAUUUUACUGUGAUUCUUAGUUUAAAAAUACGAAAAAUUCAAACAGCACGACGGCACAUACCAUCGGCCGUAGCACAAAAUAAAGGCAAACAGUGUGCAAACCUGGGUGAUUUUUCUCCCCCAUCAGCGACGAGUACGUGACACUGAGUGUUCCGAAAACUCUCGCUCGAGUCUAACAAAAGCAGCAAAAAAAUAAACCCACCGUGAUCAUCAUAUUCGUCAACCCAAGAAGGCAGCCAUGACGACCGGUAGCGCAGCAUCCUCGGCCACGUCCAGCGCCGCAAACACCCAACGGAUGGGGUCGAUAGUGCUCAAAAGCCUCUCGAUUCUGCUAGGGUUGUUCUUCAUCUUCAUCGGACUGAUGAAACUCACGCCUCACAUCAGCAAGGACCUGCAUCGGGAUUUGCGAAAGAAUUACGUCAAAUAUGCCAAAGUGUUUCCGUUCUCAACGUUAUUCGAUUUCAAGCUACCCUCCAAGUGGUACCGCAGGUCGGUCGGCGGAUUGGAGGUGCUGUGCGGCUUGGCGAUGGUGGUCAUUCCGAACCAUAAAAUAAAAAAUGCGGCUAACAUGACCCUGUUGAUGCUGAUGUUCCUGGCCGUUUACUCCCACUACAUGGUGAGUGAUCCGUUCGAGCGCUGUGGACCAGCUCUAGUAUUCACAUUCAUGCUAAUUGGACGACUAGUGAUAUGGUACCAGGCGAGCCGACGAGAGGCUCUAAAUGCUGCGGAAAAGACCACCAACAAUGGUGUCAAACAGGACUAAACAUCGCAACGAUUGAAAUCUAUGAUCUCAUCAAUUAAGAAAACAUUUUAAAAACAAAAGUUACUUGCACGUACUUACAGAUCUUAGGUUAUUCCUCUGGCUGACGCAGAGCAAUUGCAAAACGAAACGAGAUCGCGCGGUUGAUGUUUCUCAUGUCUCCAUCCCCUACAAUCACACUCUAAAUGUCCUUAAAACGGGAUAGGACACAUCUCCAGCGAAAGGACAUAACGAUGACAUUCUCCUUUCCUACUUAUUGCGACCAGAGCAGAGCUGGAAUCUCAAUCUGCUGCCAAUCCUUUACUAAACAAAAUAUCUGUCUCUCGUUCCUAUCUCUAAACAUGAUAUACGAAACGCCAACUCAUCUUUUCCAUCGAAACAUUGUCGACAUUCAAUCUGUCGUGGAAAUGACGAAAACGAUACUAUCCGUAAGACUAACAAUUUGCUAAAGAACAUGUGAAGGAGCUACUUAUGUAAAGAAAAUACAAAACUUCGUUUUAAUAGUUAAAUGUGUUCAUUUUUAGUCAAAUGCAGAAUUUGUCACGAGAACAAUCUCUAGUCAGUUGUAAAAUUUCUUUGCCGACAAAGCUUGGCGACCAAUUUGGCGCCCAACGUUUCAUUCUUAUCUGUUUUGAAGAUAAGCUUAAAAGACUUCAGCGAAAAUGCGUUUUUGUUUGAAUAGUAAUACGUACACACAUCAAUAGAUGGGUCACAUACACAAAUAGUGAAAAUACAUUGUGCACACACGUUUGUUUCAUAUAGCAAUGUAAGAUCGUAAAUUGUUUAUUACGAGAGCAAUAAAAGGAGCAUUACACGCAAAUUAAAAUAACAUUGUUGCACACAUCUUCUAUUUGGAAAGCAAAAGUUGAUGGAAGAUUUUCUACAGUAAAAAUUACUAUCAAACAAAUUUUAAUCAAGUAAACAAAACGAAAAUAAGAACAAAAAGACAAGAACUAAUGCACAUGAUGUAAACAUCGUAAAUUAGAGAAAAGAAUGCACUUAAAAAGAGAGAUGAACCACAUUAAAAAUGUAUCGCAACAUAUAAUAACACACAAUAGGAACAAAGGAACAAACGGAUUAAAACUAAUUUAAAAUGCAUCCUUAACCAACAGAUGUCCCAAACAAUGCAAUCAUCGAUGAAAUAAAAAGGAAAAAAAUCCCAAGCUAUAAAAGUUUAUAUACAAAAGUCACAAAAAUAAAGUAAAAUCACUUUCGAAAUAGAAAAA